CAGGUAAAAUGUUUGAAACAGGAGUUGGUGAUCGCGAAAAUAUUUUAUAAAUGUUUUUUGCAUUUAGUCGCCGUGUUUUCUCGCCAAUCGGUUUUGGGGACAUCCAUUAAGACUUCUGCAUUUGGUCUCUAGGCAACUGAACGCUGUUCCAAAAACGAAAAAAAAAAAAAAAAAAAAGAAUGGUCGACAUCACCGCAAAGUUAUUUUGGUACCGCACUAAGGAGUGGUACGAGAACAUGGCUGACAAGCUGAAUGAUAUUGUAUAUACCGAUGACUCUAAAGAAACGGUUAAUGUAAUUAAUUUGUUGUUAUUAGGAUGGAUUUUGUUAGGAUUAAUUGUGUAUAUCAUAGGAACUAUUAUAGCCACUCAAUUAAGGAAACGAAAAACCGCUUAUGAAGCAACUAAAUCCGAACCAAAAGACGAAAAACCUGAUACUACCGAGCAUGUGUCAUGUGCACCAGAAGUAAAAUCUACUGUUGAAAAUGAAGUUUUUUCUGAACCAGAAGUUAUUCAGAAACCUUUUAUUAUACCAUCGUGUACUGGAGAAAAUCCCGAAGGAGUUGAAUGGAUUAAUAAUGUGUUUAAAUGGAUUUAUGUCCAUCGUGUUGUGUCUCCUAUUAUAGAAUCGUGGCUGUCAGCUUUAAAUGCUAGGACACGAUUGGCAUCUACAGAACAUGGUAUCUUGGUUGAUUUUAAGGAAGUAAAAUCCAUUGAUCCUCCUACUAUAACUAAUGUCAUACAAACUGGUAGCUGUGUAGAAGAUAUG
This is a messenger RNA of Stegodyphus dumicola, 767 nucleotides long. RefSeq lists its product as uncharacterized. The record is from RefSeq and is a predicted model, not a curated record. NCBI's taxonomy places the organism in Eukaryota, Metazoa, Arthropoda, Arachnida, Araneae, Eresidae.